AUGUCCAAGUCCCUAACCUCAGCCUUCUACUGUACAGGAUGGGACGAAGGCGUGAUGAACAUGACAGUUGGCGAGAAGUGCAUAUUGACCAUUAGCGGGGACUAUGCAUACGGCGACCGGUAUGGCCUUUUUCCAUCUCUUUCCCCCAUUGUGCUGUUUUCCCAAGGCCGCCCUUUGCUUGCUCUGGCCCCCUUUUAUUUGCUCGACCCUUUCUCUGGCCGUCCGGUGGGAUAA
Messenger RNA from Trichophyton rubrum CBS 118892, 234 nucleotides. RefSeq lists its product as uncharacterized. The record is from RefSeq and is a predicted model, not a curated record. Bases 1 to 234 code for a protein of 77 amino acids. The transcript is spliced from 2 exons. NCBI's taxonomy places the organism in Eukaryota, Fungi, Ascomycota, Eurotiomycetes, Onygenales, Arthrodermataceae. Gene Ontology annotation, molecular function: peptidyl-prolyl cis-trans isomerase activity.